This is a messenger RNA of Stylophora pistillata, 2568 nucleotides long. RefSeq lists its product as uncharacterized. Lineage: Eukaryota; Metazoa; Cnidaria; Anthozoa; Scleractinia; Pocilloporidae. The record is from RefSeq and is a predicted model, not a curated record.
AUGCUGUGGCCAAAUUUUUAUCUCUUUAUCCCGGUUCUUUUCGUGGAAUGCGUAUCUGCUAAUGAACAGUGCAAGGUGGAGAUCAACAUCCAAGGCAUGAGACUUGAAAAGUUCGUCUUCAAAAGGAUGUCAGCAUCAGCUCCCUAUAUCUGUGAUAUCCGAUGUGGAGAAGAAAUCAUCUGCCAAAGCUACAACUACAAUAGAAAGAAGGAGAUCUGCGAACUAAACAACCGCAGUAAAGAGGCGAGGCCUGAAAACUUUCGCUCGGUCCCUGAUUGGUUUUAUAUCAGGCGUUUGAAUGGAAGAGUACCGUUGGGUUCCAUUGUCGAAUUACCAGCACUAUCUUGCCAAGAAAUAAAAGCAAGUGAGGGAAAAGAUGCUAUUAGCAAUAAGUACUGGCUGAAUCCAACUGGUAAUGGAAAGACACGACUGAUGUAUUGUGAUAUGAACUUAGGAACUGGAGAUAUUGACGAAUGUGUAAGUGACAGCUUCAUUUGUGGUGUGAAUGCGACCUGUGUAAACACCAAUGGCUCUUAUGGUUGUACCUGCAUGGAGGAAGGAUCAGUUGGAGAUGGAGGUGUUUGUUCAGGUAAAGAAUGCCGAUCCAUUCUUUUCAAAGAACCCAUACGGGACAAGGUCAUGAAAGGCCACCUGAUCAGGCUUGUAGAUGUGCCCCAUCAAGGCAGCUGUAAAGUGCUGUGUUAUUUGGAGCCCAAUUGUGUGUCCAUAAAUUUUGGGCCUUCACAAGGAGGAAACUACAUUUGUGAGUUGAACAAUGCUUCGGACGAAAGUCAAGGCUCGUCAGACUUUCAGAGUAAACAAGAUUAUACCCAUCUCAGUAUCGAGAAUCCCUGCAGCAGCAGUCCCUGUUUCAACAAUGGCACAUGUCAAGCUGGAUACACUGAAAAAGGAUUUCGCUGUAAAUGUCCUUUAGGAUUCACUGGUGUAAACUGCAAGAAAGCCUGCAGCUUUGACUUUGAAGAUGGAAUCGGCGCGUGGGAGAUGACAGGCAGAGCCUUCAUUUACCAGCCAACAUUUGGUGAUAAUCCAAAAGCUCGCAAAAGAGAAACCGCCAAGCAGCAAGGGGACUGGUGGAUAGGGGGGUCUGAGAGACGACCCACAAAGAGCGAUCCCGCAGGAAAUCUGAAUCCAGAUGGAGCCGACAAACCCAAUGGAACUCUCACUUCACCUUGUUUUCGUAUCGUCGGCAAGAGUAUCUCGUUUCUUAUCGGUGGGGGAUGUACCAUGGCUGAGGUUCGCGCGGAGCUUAUUGUCAACAACAAGGUCGUCAGAAAGGAGACAGGAAACUGUAGGGAGACAAUGUACCGUAAGAGCUGGGACGUAGAGGAGUUUAUUGGUCAAUACGCCCAAGUCAGACUUGUAGAUGAGAGUUCUGGUGUUUGGGGUCACAUCAACUUUGAUGACCUUAAAGGAGAUAUCAUUUGUCCUCUUUAUUAAAAGGAGAGAAACUGAAGAGAAAGCGGAUUUAAAAACUAACUUAUCAAGUCAAGUCACCUUGAAAGUACGGUGAAACAGCUUUUGACGUAGCAUAGUAUUUUCUUUGUGCUAUCGCAGAUGGGCACAAUCACUGUGUUUUUUUUGUUUUUUUUUUCGAAAUCCGAAUAUGAAACAGCUUUAUGCACGUGACUGAGAAGGCCUUAAUCAUAUAAUACAAUCGUUAGGUCGGUUUAAUGCGAUGAUAAGGACAGUCGAUUGCUUUAGAUGGUAGCAAUCGCAUCAUAUUUACUUUUCUUAAUAUUUGCUUUACAAAAUCCAUAUCUGUAAAAACUCUUAGUAGAUUCUGAUCGGGAUUAUAUAUUAAAGUCAUUUUUGAGUAACUGCUUCCAAAACAGGCUCUAGAAUAGUGGAAUAUUGAUGUUUUAUUUGACUCUUGCAAUGCUUAAUCUUUAUUUAUCAUACAGAAGGACUUUAAAACUUAUUUAAUACAUAUUAUUUAGCUUAACAAACGUACUCGCGCACAGAGAUAUAUCCAAUAAUUCUCUUUUGAUAUAAAUAUCAUUUUACGUUGCGGACAAAAUAGUUUAGUUUUAACCCUCAAAUACCACAUUAAACUACCGCCAAACCCAAGGUCGUCUACAGAAAAUAAAAUGUUUCCAAGGCUUCUUCAACUAGGCAAACACAAAAAUUUGACUGAUUAUAAAUUCCACAAAUUCACUUUUGGUUUUAAAGCAAAUCGAGUGAUGAGGCCUGAGCUCUUCUCUAUAAAAUCUUACAGUAACUAGUGAAUUGUAUUGAUGUAAGAGGUUAGCUGUGGCAGGCUGAAGAUUUUUUGCGUAACUGUUGACGUUUGUGUAGAAGUAAGAAGUUUGCAAAAGUUUUUGAUAGUUCUUCUUUGCUCGAAAAGUCACUUUGAAUUGAAAGUUUAUAUGUUUGCACGAAUAAAGGCAGUUGUUCACCUCCAAUGAAAAAUAUUUUUCAGCUUUGUUUAUUCUCUUGGUGCUUGAUAGAGGGGAGAUUAAAUAACUUUACUUUGUUUGGAAAAUUUUAAUGUAGCCUCGUUAAUGCUUAUAAUAAGUGAAUAAAGCACUCGAUUCGAAAAGCCAUAGU